AUGCGGCGGGCCGCGCCGUGGCCGUGCCGCCCCUGGGCCUGGGCGGCGGCCGCCCUCCUCCGCGGCCCGGCGGCCGCCGCCUCGUGGGGCGCGGCGGUGCGGGGGCCGUGCGAGCAGGUCGGGGCCUGCGUGCAGAGCCCGAACUACCCGGGACGGUACGGUGGCCAGCAGAGCUGCGAGAUCUCCGUGAACCCGUGGGCGCAGGAGAGCGUCAGCGCCAUCCGCUUCCGCAGCGAGAGGAACUACGACGUCCUCACCGUGAACGGGAAGCGCUAUUCGGGCCACUUCUCGCGGGGCCCGCAGGACGUCGUGGCAACCGGGGCGAUCCUGUGGAGCUCUGACGACGGCGUCGAAUCUACAGGGUGGAAGAUUUGCCGCACGUCGGAGGCCGAUGCCGUGCGGGCCGCUGAGCCGCCCAUCGAAGCCCGAGGAUUCGAGAUGUUCAUUUACGCCUUCAUGACGGUGAUGGUUGUGUGGCUUGUCCCAUUCCUUGCUGUGGCCCCUCUGGUAUCUACGGUACUAUGCAUUUUGGCCCACAAAGUAUGUAAAACCGAGAUGUUGAGCAGCCUCGCAGUUCGCAUCGCACAUUUCCCGUAUAUGUUGUUGCACGGUGGCAAGGCCGCGGGAGACAGUGAACAUCCAUUCAACAUCGUUGGAUAUUGCAUCUUGUGGUGGGGAAUUGUAUCAUUCACAUUGCUGACUUUCAUUAUUAUCUUGUUUGCGGCGGUCACCUUCCUAAUCACUUAUCUGUUCGGUUUGUUGAUGAUGUCGCUAUUCUUCAUGCUCCUCACACUGAUGGAGUCCGUCGCAGAGCGAGCUACGAAUGAAACAAGAGUCUCAGGAGGUCAAGUUCCUGCCGUGAAGUACGAGGGGAAGCUGUGGCAGUUCUUGAGGCACCCAUUCGUCAAGUGGACUUAUCGGACAGUGGCUCUUCUUGUAAUUGCCACCGUGAUAAGUGUUGGAGUCUACGUCCAGAUCUUGGUGGACGCAAUGCUGAUCGAGAGUGGAUUUGAUCUGCUUCCCUCCCAGCGCGACUCAAGUGAUUCUCCGCCAGUGUAUGCGGUCUUGCAGGGCAUGAAGGGCGAUUUCGCGGUCAUGAGCAUC
Prorocentrum cordatum is the source of this 1104-nucleotide messenger RNA. The record is from the annotation of a GenBank genome assembly. Lineage: Eukaryota; Dinophyceae; Prorocentrales; Prorocentraceae.